Molecule: messenger RNA, 571 nt
Organism: Hyalella azteca
Lineage: Eukaryota; Metazoa; Arthropoda; Malacostraca; Amphipoda; Hyalellidae
Exons: 4
Coding region: 2-568 (188 amino acids)
Source: RefSeq, a predicted model, not a curated record
AAUGAAGCGAUAUGUUGAUACUAACCCUUGGACCCACCGGACUAACCCUGACUCCUACCAACCCGAGGGCUGGCACCCACCCAUCAGGGAGAGCUUCUAUACAGAAUCAUUAAGAUUGACCGACCGCACCUCGCCCACAAUCUACACGCAGACCUACACCGAAUGUGACUACGAGAACCUACGGCGCCAUACCUGCGACCACGAACGCUGGAGCGCCACCAUCGUCGUCGCCGACUAUGGCAUCGGCCUGCAGACCGUUACCACCACCCCUUACACCAGCGUGCCUCUUUUCCCACCCAUGACCCGGCAAGUGACCCUGCAAUACACAGCCUCCUGCUGUGACCCCCUACUUAUGGUCUACGCCACGGACGUGAAUGGCAACAGUGAGCAGCGUGCCAUCGGCAGUAAUGGUUUUUUUGAGCUGGAAGCCGGCGCCAUCGCGGGUAUCGUGAUUGCAGUGAUCGCGCUCCUGGCGCUCAUUAUUGCCGUGGUGCUGCUACUCGUACGGCGGUGGCGCUCCAAAAGAGUCAACGUUAGGUUGCAAGAAGUUAGAACCUCAGAAGAAUAGGAA